GCCUGAUGCCGCUGGGCCUCUUAGUAGGCCGCGCUCUCCCCUUCCCGGCCCUGCGGUUCUCCGCGCGGCGAUGGCUCAGCCGAGGCGGAGCCCCGAAGCCUCCCGGCGCGGGGGAGGCGGCGAGCGCGGCGGGCCUGUUGCGGGACGCGGCGGCGGCGGCGGAGGACGAGACGCCGUGGUCGGGGCCUGGUGGGAAGGCGCGCCGGGCUCCCGAGGAGGCUUCGGUGCUGCUCUUCCCCGGCCAAGGCAGCCAGUUCGUGGGGAUGGGCCGCGGCCUCCUGCGCUACCCGAACGUGCGGGAGCUGUACCGCGUGGCCGAGGGCGUCCUGGGCUACGACCUGCUCGGCCUCUGCUGCGAAGGGCCCGGCGCCCAACUGGAGCGCACCGUGCACAGCCAGCCCGCCGUCUUCGUCAGCUCCCUGGCCGCCGUGGAGAAGCUGCACCAGGAGCAGCCCAGGGUAGUGGAGAGCUGUGUGGCAGCUGCUGGAUUCAGCAUUGGAGAAUAUGCAGCCCUUGUUUUUGCAGGAGCCAUAGACUAUGCAGAAGCCUUAUAUGCAGUGAAGGUGCGUGCUGAAGCCAUGCAGGAGGCAUCAGAAGCUGUCCCAAGUGGAAUGUUAUCUGUUAUUGGCCGACAUAAUUCAAAUUAUGUCACUGCUUGCUUGGAAGCUCGUGAAUAUUGCAAGUCAUUGGGCAUUGAAAAUCCUGUAUGUGAAGUUUCAAACUACUUGUUUCCAGGCAGCAGAGUCAUUGCAGGACAUUUGCAGGCGUUGGAGUUUUUGCAGCAAAAUUCGAAAAAAUACUCAUUUGUGAGAGUGAAAAUGCUGCCAGUCAGUGGUGCUUUUCAUACGCAACUUAUGGAACCAGCAGUGGGACCUUUGUCUGAAGCCCUCAACUCAGUUAAUAUUCAGAAGCCUCUCAUCCCUGUCUAUUCAAAUGUGGAAAACCGGAGAUACAGUGAACCGAAACAGAUCCGGCGCUUGUUAGUGAAGCAGUUGGUUUCCCCAGUGAAAUGGGAGCAGACUAUGCAUGCCAUCUACGAAAGGAAAAAAGGAGUUGGAUUUCCUUAUACUUAUGAAGUGGGGCCUGGGAAACAGCUAGGAACAAUCCUAAAAGGCUGCAAUUUGAAGGCCUGGAAGUUCUAUAAACAUAUUGAUGUUUCAGAAGAUGAAGAAGCAUAGAGAUGUCUGUAGGAAAAGUUUUCAUUUUAAAUGGAUUUCUUAUUAGGUAAAAAUGAAAUCAUGCAAGCCCUGGAGGAAGACGCAACAUAGUCUUUUGGAGAGGGAGCUGUAUAACGUUGUGCCAUUGCAACUAGCACAGAAGAAUUGCCUGUUACCUCAGAGGCCACUGCCUCACUUCUUCAGACAAACAGAUUUGACCAUGACUCAUCAAUUACUUUGCUACAAACUUUUGAACGAAUUGUUUUAUAUAAGCCUGAUCAAUAGUGCCUGCAUUGGCCAAAGAAUCGUGGUGACUUAUGCUCAGUGUCUUGCUUUAACUUUUAAGAAUCAGUGAAAUAAUAAAGUUAAAAUAUUUUUCUUUG
Molecule: messenger RNA, 1540 nt
Organism: Lacerta agilis (Sand lizard)
Lineage: Eukaryota; Metazoa; Chordata; Lepidosauria; Squamata; Lacertidae
Gene: MCAT
Product: malonyl-CoA-acyl carrier protein transacylase
Exons: 4
Coding region: 6-1178 (390 amino acids)
Molecular function (GO): transferase activity
Source: RefSeq, a predicted model, not a curated record